Columba livia (rock pigeon) is the source of this 3320-nucleotide messenger RNA. It is a transcript of the gene HLCS, whose product is annotated as holocarboxylase synthetase. The record is from RefSeq and is a predicted model, not a curated record. Bases 554 to 2851 code for a protein of 765 amino acids. Gene Ontology annotation, molecular function: biotin--[biotin carboxyl-carrier protein] ligase activity. The transcript is spliced from 12 exons. NCBI's taxonomy places the organism in Eukaryota, Metazoa, Chordata, Aves, Columbiformes, Columbidae. Gene Ontology annotation, biological process: protein modification process. Gene Ontology annotation, cellular component: cytoplasm.
UCCGCGCCGGGCGCCGGCGGCGAUGCGCGGCCACCCCAUCCCCCCGCGGUGUCCGGAGGGCAGCGGGGGGAGCCGGGGCCACACGGCGCCUUCCCCGGCGGCGGUCGCGGGCGGAGGGGGCGGAGGCCGGAGGGAACGGGGAGCAGCAGUUGCGAGGCUCGGGGCCGCGCUUUCGCUUUGGGUGCGCGACGGCGUGUGUGUCAGUGGCGGGUCGGGACUCGUGACUAAGAAACAGCUGGUGUAGCGUCCCAGGCCUGUCACAGCUCUGCUUGUCACGGGUAGGGCUUAGUUUCUUGAUGACUUAAACAGAUGGAGUCUGCUUCUUGUUUCUCCUUUUAUAUAUCCUGAUAAGUUACUUAAAGCAGAACAUAUAGCUUUUGUGACAGAAAGCAUUUCAGCUCAGACAGAUAACUUGCAGAAAGCACCUGGCUCUUCAAAAGAGAUCGUGAAGUGGUCAGACUAUUGUUCACCGUUGGCCUAUAAACCUGGUGAGCCUUAUAAGUUAAUUGCUGAAGCAAGUGUAGAUAAUUUCAGUAACCUUGGAAUAGCAUUCAUGGAAGACAGGCUUCAAAUGGAUAAUGGAAUGGUGCCACACAAGAUUGUUUCUGUCCAUUUAGAGGAAUCUACUCUGAAGGAGUUGGCACAGGUGGCACCAUCUGUAAAAGACCAAAGUGUAAACAGUCGACAAAUGGAUGAAGUAACCUCUGCUGCUACUUUUGAGACUACUGUUAAAUCAGGAUUAGGAGCAGCUGAAUCCACAGGACAAGGUGAGAAGGAGAAAUCCAAGCUAGAGGAAGAAAGUGAGCAUGAAGAUGAAUCCAACAGCCUAUCUGACGAAGAGAUAGGCGCGGGAGAUCAUCAUCACUUGCAUCUUUCCAGCUGUCAUGAAUGCCUGCAACUUGAAAACAGUACUAUUGAAUCGGUCAGAUUUGCCUCUGCAGAAAACAUUCCAGAACUUUCCGAUGAUUCCAAUAGCAAACUGGAAGAGAAGGAUGAUGACUGUCUAGCAGGAGGAAUAAAGAGAGUAAACCUUGCUGGAAAGCCUCCUAAUGUGUUGAUUUAUCUUGGCUCUGAACCUGCAAAAGUGGAAUUUGAGCAGAUAAAAUCAAUUCUUCAGGAAUGCAUUGAUGCAGAAAGCUACACCAUCUACCAGCUGCAUGAGGAACAAGUUCUGAAGGAUCCGUGGAUUGAUAAUUCACUGCUGCUGAUCAUUGCCACAGAAGGGCCUAUUUCUGAGAAGAACCACAAACAAUUUAUGAAGUUUUUAUCUAAAGGUGGGAAGAUUCUAGGGUUUUCUUCAUCUUUUACAUUUGGUGGCAUACAAAUAAAGAGGAAAAACAAACUGAAGAAGACUGUUCAUGAAUUGGUGGUCUCUAAAAUGGACAGCACUGAAAUUAAGUUAAAUCUUUUGGUCAGUGGCUGUGUUUUUGAGGAAGUGAUGAAAGAAGAUAACAGCAAAGUGAAGACAUUGAGUCGACUAAAUAAUACUGAUAAAGAUAUAGUUAUUGUUCAUCUGACUUAUGGAGACAGUGGAGGAGCAGCCAUUCUUUCUCAGGCACACUUGGAACUGGAUAUCAGUUCUAUGGAUGUCCAAACUGAAGAGGAUUUUAACUUGCUUAAGAUAAGCAAUACCAAGAGAUAUGAAGUUCUCAAGGAGAUCCUGAUAUCACUUGGCCUGAGUUGUGAUUUAAGUAAAAUUCCUAUGUUAACACCUAUAUACCUUCUCUCUUCUGAUGAGGCUCUGCUAGAUCCAUCUCCAAUGGAGAAAAUACUGUUGGAAGUCCUUCUAUCCAGCCUUCUACUUGAAGCAGGGCUGUUGUCAACACUAGGUCAGAUCAACGAUGCCCUUUGGGAAAUUCAUCUUGCUUUUCUGAAAUGGCUCGAGGAACAUGUAGAUGCUGAAGGAUUAAGAACAUCCAGCAAGUUGUCUCUUAAAUUUGUUUCAUCCUCUGAAUCAAAAAUGGAGAUAACUCCGUCUCUCAUGCCAGUCAUCACUGAGACGGGAAGCUUCUCAUCAGAACAUUUCAGCCUGAAGACAUAUCAACAGAAUCUUCAAACAAAGAAGCUUGGAAAGAUUCUUCUUUUUACUGAAGUUACCACAACAACCAUGAAUCUUCUAGAUGGGUUAGUGUUCGAGUUGCCUGAGGAGAUGGGUUUAAUAGCAGUUGCUGUUCGACAAACACAAGGAAAAGGGCGUGGUGGAAAUGUUUGGCUCAGUCCCAUGGGCUGUGCAUUAUCCACGCUACAUCUCGCCAUCCCUCUACAUUCCAACUUGGGCCAGAGAAUUCCUUUUAUUCAACACCUGGUGUCCUUGGCAGUGGUGGAGUCGGUUAGAUCACUACCAGGAUAUGAGGAUAUUGAUCUGCGAGUGAAAUGGCCAAAUGAUAUUUACUACAGCGAUCUUAUGAAGCUUGGUGGAGUUCUGGUUAACUCUACACUUAUUGAAACAACAUUUCAUAUACUUAUUGGCUUUGGAUUUAAUGUGAAUAACAGCAACCCCACCAUAUGCAUCAACGAUCUCAUCACAAAAUUCAAUAAGGAAGAGGGGACAAAGCUGAAGCCUUUAACGGCAGACUGUCUCAUUGCAAGAACUGUGACCAUGCUGGAGAGGCUGAUAGAUAUUUUUCAGGAGAAAGGACCCAAUGGCGUUCUUCCCCGUUACUACAAGUACUGGGUACACAGUGGUAAGCAAGUCCGUCUCUACCACGAGGAGGGCCCGAUGGCCUGGAUAGUCGGGAUAGAUGACUAUGGAUUCCUUCAAGUUCAUGAAGAAGGCAAAGGUGUGGAAUCCGUGCACCCAGAUGGCAACUCUUUUGACAUGCUAAGAAACCUUGUAGUCCCAAAGCAUUAGUCAUCCUCAGAGCUCACAAUGCAAAAAGAGGCUCUUUAGUAUUUGCCAGCAAGCAGCUGAACUUGCUUAAAGGUGGGAAGGGUGGUCGAUAGCUUGAUUAUUUUUUUGCCUCUGAUUUUCUGAUAUCUUUGUUCUUUGGCAUGAGUAACUUCAACCAUUAAGAAGAGGUAAUUAUCUCAUUGCUAAAGGCCUUUGUUCUUUCAUAUUAACUUUAAGACACACCUAUGUUGCCAUUCUUUGUAAGCAUCUAUUCUUUAAAAGGAGACUGAUUGCAAAGGAGUACCUUGCAAAGAACAGAACUUUCUUUUCAAUUACACACUGUAUUUGAGAAACUGAAGUGGCUAAAUAUUUCCUUUUUGUGUCUCUGUGUUUUUAUUGUGCUUUAGCACAAUGCAGUACAAUAUUUAUAUUUUUGCUAUAGUUUUUUAAAAAUAAAUUCCAGUUUAUGCAUUGUCUGUGGUCGAAACAA